AUGUUUGCGUCAUACCCCCUCCCCCCUUUUCGUGCCCCUUCGUCUACCACUGCGCCGGCCGCCGCCGCCGCCGCCGCCCCAGCGGCCGGGCUCAACCCCGCGCAGAUCGCCCUCGCCGCUGCGCGGAACCUCGGUGUGCCCAGCGCGCUCCCCGGCCAGGCGGCCGGGGGGCUAUCUGGGCUCGGGGCCGCUGGCGCCGGAGGCUUCCAGGCCAACCCCCAGCUGCUCGCGCAGGUCAUGCGCUCCGCCCAGCAGCAGGCCGGAACUCCUGGCCAAUUCUCGUUGCCCCUCGGUGCGGGGGCGGGGGCCGUCCCCGGCAUGCUCGGAGGCAUGGGAAUGGGCAUGGGAGACAAGACGGUGCGCGAGCUGUUCGUGGGCAACACUCCCCAAGGAACUUCGGACUUCGUGCUUCUCGAGUUCCUAAACGCCGCCAUGAAGCAGGAGGAUGGACUGCUGUUGCCCGUUCCAUUUCCACAUACACGGAUUAUCGGCGCGUUAAUCUCCAGAGGCGGGAUACUGGGAGGCGGUGUGGAAAAUACCCUUGUUUAUUCCUAUCGUAUGUAGCCAUCUACCGUGUAUAGGUGACAUGACGCAAGAUAUCACACCCUCUUGGCCGGUUUUCUAAGCUCGAUUGAUCCAAAGCGGAGGGAGUGGCAGUGCCGAAUAUGGAUCUUUUUGAUUUCGGCAUCCUCUUGGUCGUGGAACAACGCAAUGGAGGUUUGAAAUUCGGUUGAGAGUUGUUUUAUCUUGUGUCGUGUCACCUACGGUAUAGGUCGGCGGGAGAAGGAGGACGCGUCGCGUGUGCGUUUUAUUGACAACAUACAAUCACAGAAAUACUAACAACCCGUUCGAAUGUGUUGAAAUAAACGUCUUGGCAGUGAGUGAGGGAAAAACCGUUACUUUGAGGGCUGUGCGCCGCAUAGGCGAUUGCCUCGUAUUUUUGUGGUCGAUUUCGGUUAUUUCGCUGAAAGUGGUGUAAGACGAAUUAAGUGUACCCAAGUGACACAAAAAAAAAAACGCCUACGGAGGACAGGCCUUUUAUAUACAAUAGCUUUUUUUGUGUUCGGAUUUUGGUGGUGGUGUUGUCCCUCUGCGCUGCGGACUCGCCCGUGUCCUCCCGCGUGCCGUCGCUUCGUGCUCUUGUAUUUCUGUCUUUUGGGCCUCGCCGCCCCGCAAGCUGUGCCGGUGUCGAUCGAACCUACUCCCCGCCUCUUUGAAACGCGAUGCGAUGUGAUCAAAAUUCGUGGCAAAAGAUGGGGAAGGGGGCCUUGCUGAGAAAACGAAUUUGUGGUGAUAAAGGCAACGGGUGGAGGUGAGUGGGCGCAACGAUAUUUCCAAGGGCUUUGGUCAUGGGUCCUCCUGUUCAUAUCAAGGCGCCGCAACAACAACAACAUCGGCAGUGUUUUAGGACGCGGUUAGUCCUGUUGACACCCCCCUCUUCCUCUAGCACCCUGACGCCUUUCCCACUGCUGCCGUUUGAGAGUGUCUGAGAUAGUAUUGGACGGUACACAAGUACUGCCAGGUCGACACGGUCGUUGGAAACAUCUUAAGAAUGAUGAUGGCACUGAAUAUUUUGUGUUCCGAGUUGUCUUGCGAAGCUCCGGUAGAGAGCGAAGGGUUUGUCAACCUCUGCCCUCCUCCAACACUCCCCGCUGUGCGUUGCUUUUAGCCUUUUGGGAUGCCCCUGCUGACCAAGUACGCCUCUUCGUCUCUCGCCCCCUCCCCCCCCUCCUCGUUGUUGCUCCGGGGCGUGUGUCUCGCAACACACGUUUGACGUUUAUUUGUUUAUUCAGGUCAACCUCACCACCGGACCCGGCAACCCUGUGGUGACCUGCCGCGUCAACAACAAGUACGCCUUUGUGGAACUCCGGUCGUCUGAGGAAUGCACCAAGGCCCU
Messenger RNA from Ectocarpus sp. CCAP 1310/34, 1897 nucleotides. NCBI's taxonomy places the organism in Eukaryota, Phaeophyceae, Ectocarpales, Ectocarpaceae. The record is from the annotation of a GenBank genome assembly.